GUCAGAAGUCGGGUGCAUUGAUGAAGUACCUAGUGUAUUUGAAAGUAUAGAUCAGGCAAGAAACCACCUUGAUAAGCUGGCCAGUGCAGUCUUUCGUUUCCGUGCAGAUCUUCUUCACCGCGCUUCCUCCUGUUCCACUCUGUCUCUGCUGGAACCUGACGAGGAAAGAGAUUGGGUAAAAGAAUAUGUCACCCAGCACAUUAUUUCUCGCAGCUUUGUUCACCCCGGAGGAGACCCCUCAUCUCUAGUCGAAGUAAAGCGUCUGCAGAACAAUCUGACACGGUGGCUCUCUGCAUUCCGCUCCUUCCAAGCUGCAGCGUUAUCGUCGGCGUCAGAAACGACCUUGUCGCAGGCCUUAGGCUUGCUAGAAAUCCAGCAUUUCUAUCUAUUCUUCAUAAUGCAGACUUACCUUGACACCAGCGAGUCCGAGUGCGACCGCUUCAUACCCAUGUUUAGGCAUAUCAUUCGCUUGGCCGAGUCUGUUUUAAAGACCGGUCCUAGCAGUAAUGGAACGAGCAAGAUAACCUUUACACUCGAAUCUGGGAUUCUGCCUUCUCUUUUCCUAAUCACUCUAAAAUGUCGUGAUUCCGGUCUCCGGCGCCGCGCUCUCAGUCUGCUGGGCGAGAGUUAUUGCCAGGAGGGAAUGUGGGAAGGUGCAUUGUUGGCAAAAUUCAUGAAAGAGGUUAUCGACAUGGAGGAGGACCUUUCAGAUCCACACAGAACUGGGCGCGCUGACGGAAACCUCAAGGCAGAGGGGGUUCCUGAGGAGGCACGUUUCAGCGAUGUAGCUCUUGCGGGGUGUGAGGAUAUGCCUGGCUGGGGGAGGCUUGUUGCCGGGCGGUAUGUCCACAGCAGUGCGGAGGCGGUGCUGAGAGAGAGGGUCUUUGUGAUGUAGUUGCAACGCUAAAGAAUUUCAGAACUGCAAUAACG
Messenger RNA from Talaromyces proteolyticus, 930 nucleotides. RefSeq lists its product as uncharacterized. The annotation marks the transcript as partial. The record is from RefSeq and is a predicted model, not a curated record. The transcript has a single exon. Lineage: Eukaryota; Fungi; Ascomycota; Eurotiomycetes; Eurotiales; Trichocomaceae.